AAGGAAUCCGAAGGGGAAAAAAAGAUUUUAAUUUGCAAAUAAAAAUAAAAGAAAAAACAACGAGGAACAGAGAGAGAGACGAAAAGGAAGAAGAAGAAUCAGAGAGAGAGAGGGGUCCAUUAUUAAUAACAUUUGCUGCAACAUUUCUCGAAAGGAGAGAGCUUUGAGAUUAUUUCUGUUGUUUCAGACAGAGAGAGAGAUGAAUACAAAGACAGAGUUUGUUCUUGUUCGAUAGAGAGACAAAAGAGAGAUACAAAGGAUUAAUAGAUGAGUUGGAGGAGAGUGCUCAAGUCGAUACAAGCCUUGGCGGCUCACACUUUACUCUUCUCUUUCACGCUAUUGCUUGUUCUUAAGCUCGAUCACACCGUCUCCUCCUCAUGGUGGACGGUGUUUUUGCCGCUGUGGGCUUUUCAUGCAGUUGUUGCGAGAGGAAGGUUCUCCCUUCCUGCUCCUGUUGCUCCUCGUAACCGUCAUUGGGCUCCAUGUCAUGCUGUUGUCGCAACACCGUUACUUGUAGCGUUCGAACUGCUCCUCUGUAUAUACCUCGAGAGUUCUUAUGGUAGCUGGCCACCAGCUGUGAGUUUGAAGAUUGCAUCCCUACCGUUAUUGGCAUUUGAAGUAACCAUACUGAUUGACAAUUUGAGGAUGUGUCGAGCAUUGAUGCCAGGAGACGAAGACAGCAUAAAUGAUGAUGCAAUAUGGGAGGCACUUCCUCAUUUCUGGGUUGCUAUUUCGAUGGUGUUCACGUUGGCUGCUACAAUCUUUAUCCUCCUGAAGCUUACUGGCGAUGUAGAUGCACUCAGCUGGUGGGAUUUAUUUAUAAAUAUUGGAAUCGCCGAGUGCUUUGCUUUCCUUGUUAGUACAAAAUGGUCCAACCCAGUUAUCCACAGAAACUCACGGGCCCGAGAAACAGGGUCAUCUUCUACCGCUGUUAGAUAUCUUGACUGGAACAGUGGCUUCGUAGUUACUCCAGAAGAGGAUAGGCUCCAAGAUGGAAUGUGUUGUGGUCUACAAGAUAUCGGCGGUCACAUGUUAAAAAUUCCCGUCAUUGUAUUUCAAGUCGUCCUUUGCAUGCAUCUAGAGGGGACACCUGAAAGAGCAAAGGAUAUAUCUAUUCCAAUCCUGUUUUCUCCACUAUUCCUAUUGCAAGGCCUCGGUGUUCUCUUUGCUGCAUCUAAACUAACAGAGAAGAUCGUCGUCUUGCUACGCGGGGAAGCUGGUCCUGGGUUGUAUUUUAGAUUUUCAUCAAGAGCCCAUGAUUGCUUGGGGUUCUUGCACCAUGGUUCCAGGCUAUUAGGUUGGUGGUCGAUUGAUGAAGGAAGCCGAGAGGAACAAGCUCGACUGUACAUGGAUGGAGAAUCUGGUUACAAUACCUUCAGUGGUCAUCCGCCUGAGAUAGUCAAGAAAAUGCCAAAGGAAGAUCUCGCUGAAGAGGUAUGGAGACUUCAAGCUGCUCUUGGUGAACAAACCGAGAUCACAAAAUUCAGCCAACAAGAAUAUGAAAGACUGCAAAAUGAGAAAGUGCUGUGUAGGGUCUGCUUUGAGAAAGAAAUCAGUUUGGUAUUGCUUCCAUGCAGACACCGUGUUCUCUGCAGAAUCUGUUCUGACAAGUGUACAAAGUGCCCAAUAUGUCGUAUAGCAAUUGAAGAACGACUACCUGUAUACGACGUAUGACUGUGUCUGACUUUGACCCAUGUUGGACAGUAGGUUUUGAGGUUGAUGCCCCAAACGAUCAUAUUCCUUUUUCACCAUAUACAGUUUUUCCUAAACUUUUGAUGUGUGUUUUUUGCUGAAUCUUUUUAUUUGUCGGAUCAGCAUUAAGUAUAAAAAUAUAGUUGUAUACAUAUGGCCUUUUGUAGAAACCUUAUCCUUACAUUUGUAACAACAAACCUCAUACAAAGUUUGUAUAAUAAUAUGCUUCUCCCUU
This is a messenger RNA of Brassica rapa (field mustard), 1927 nucleotides long. RefSeq lists its product as uncharacterized. NCBI's taxonomy places the organism in Eukaryota, Viridiplantae, Streptophyta, Magnoliopsida, Brassicales, Brassicaceae. The record is from RefSeq and is a predicted model, not a curated record.